AGAUUGGAGUGUCCGCUGCCAGCCGCGUCCCAGCCGCUGCUGCCGCCACCUCCGCGCGCCUGCCUCCCCAGCGCAGAGAUCCAGGGCCCGGGCCGCGUCCCGCUGCGGGCACUCAGGGAAGACUGGGGCCGCUCCUGUCCCAGGAACUUUCUCAGACCCAGACUCCCGGCCAUCCAGCUGCGGCGGCCGCGCGUUUUGAAGGCAGCCGUGCGGACCCGAGUGACGCAGCAUGGAUGCCGGCAGCGAGGUCCCCGCGGAGGCUGUGCUUCCCAAGCACAUCCUGGAUGUCUGGGUCAUUGUCCUCAUCAUCCUGGCCACCAUCGUCAUCAUGACUUCCUUGUUGCUGUGCCCGGCCACUGCGGUCAUCAUCUAUCGCAUGAGGACUCAUCCUGUCCUCAACGGGGCUGUCUGAGAGCCUGCCACGAGGGGGCAGGGGAGGGAUGAGGGUAGCAUCCCCUCCCCCAGGCUCCUCCCCUUUCUCAGAGAAGCAGAAGGAGGGACUUUGGAGGAGAGACUCUGAAGCUUGAUACGGGAGGGGAGACCUGAGUUCUGGUUUUGAUUCUGCCACUGGCCAGCUGCGUGCGUUCCGCUGGGGGACCUAGUUCUGUGAGCUCCAGGUUCCUUAUCUUUCACAUGGGGACUGCGGCCCCUGCCCUUCCUACCUCAUAUGGUUGUGAGAAUCCAUGACGUUGUGGUGGGGGUUGAGGCUGUUUGUGAGCAACGAAGCCAACCCCGGUACACAGGGGUUACUGCUGGAUGCUGAGAAGCUCAGAAGAACCAAAGAACCCAAUUACUGAUGUGGCCUUCAAGAUGGCAAGGGAGACAGUGGGGCCAGAGCAGCCUUUGUCAGUGCCCCUCAGCUCAAACCACACAAAGGCACUCUGUCCUCAUUCCAAGGAGCCAGCCGUGCACUGGCUCAAAGGGAUUUUCUUUCAUGUGCCACUCCUUCAAGUUUUCUGAUUUGGGAGGGAAUUCAUCAUGGCCGCUGGGGGAGGGGGGGUAAAGGGGAGAACUUUCCAGGACUUGGUCUAUGCCAGAAUCUCUCCUUCUACAAUCUGGAGGAGGGCUCUGCCACGUCCUGGCAAUGCCAAGGGAGUUGGGGCAACUCCUUCUUUCUACUCUGGAGUCUCUUAGCUUGGACUCUCUAGCAAUGUUGGAAAAUGCAGGGUAGUCGAGUUCCCGGCCAGCUUUCAGCAUCUCCAGUCCCCAGCUCCUCGUGUCCCCCUCACCCCCAAUCCUGCUAGAUUUAGCUCUGUGGUAUAUGUACCCCCUUCAUUCACUCACACCAGCACUGCAAACAAUCCAAGGUACUGACUAAUGUGUUAAUAGCUGUUCCCAGGACUUUGGAAACUAGCUCAAAACAAUGAUGGUUAUUUUAGAUGCUAUGAUUUAUAUUUAUAUAAAGAGAUUUCUGGACCACUCAAGCUUUUUGACCCAAAUCAGGAGCCUCAUUGGACGUGCAAAUUAUAUAAAAAGAUAGCACAGAUAUCAGGAUAUUAUUGUGUGGAAAUGACGCUUUUAGUUUGAUCUAAUCUCAUUGGUGUACACAACCAACUUCUAAUAAAGUGCUAGAACAAG
Messenger RNA from Pipistrellus kuhlii (Kuhl's pipistrelle), 1578 nucleotides. RefSeq names its product small integral membrane protein 3 (gene SMIM3). The record is from RefSeq and is a predicted model, not a curated record. Bases 230 to 412 code for a protein of 60 amino acids. The transcript has 2 exons. Lineage: Eukaryota; Metazoa; Chordata; Mammalia; Chiroptera; Vespertilionidae.